AUGGCUGGAAAGGAAGGAAAAAAUCCUCUGCUUAGAGCUGGUGAUCAAAUGAUGACCAAACAUCCCUCUUGCAAAGCUGUCAUGCUCUUAGAUCUGGCUCUUGAAUAUGGUGCAAUUGACUUUGCAGAUGCUUUGGCUGACUUUGUCAUCCUCCACAAUCAGCCAAACCUCUAUCCCACACUUGCUUGCAAAGCCGCAAACAACCUCCUCAUCCUCUUUCAGAGACUUUCCAUCUUUCACAAGAUCAAAUUUUGGAACCAUGAUGCUUUUGAAUGUGAGGAGGGGUCAGACACCUUAGAUGUGGUCCACGUACGCAAUGCACGAAAGGACUGCCAAGGGCAUGCUGUACCUGGUUGUUUUGACACAGUGCUCAUUGAUGAUGGGUCUGUAGGCCCUCGCGGUAUGACAGGGCUCCGCAUUGCUCAAGUGCAUAUUGUUUUCAAGUUGUCCGAAACUGUCAUAGCCGAGCUGUUUGAGCCUACCCAUCUACCUCCACCGCAGCACUUUGCAUAUGUGGAAUGGUUCACAUCUUUUCUAUCUGCACCAGAUCCUGAUCAUGGACUAUACAUAAUCAAGUAUGCCAUGCAGAACGAAUGGCACAUUGCAAAAAUGACAGUAUAUUAUGUGAUCUCUGCCGCUCUGCAUCUCUACAUCAACUCCACAUGUGCUGCUCAACCACAACAAAUCUUCCUCCUACCACAACAACUAAUCACUUUACAAACAAUGAAGGACCCAGCACAAAGAGCACACCUUAAGCACCAACUGUCUCUUUGUACACAAUCCAUCCCUGCUGUGAUGCUGAGCCAAGACAUUAUUGAGACACAACAAUGUUCAAUUGACACUAUGCUAACUGCGACACACUGUGGCCUUAUGCAUUUGAAAGCCAUCGGAUCACCUAGAUACAGUUUUCUUACUUGUCUUUACUAUGAGUAUGAAAUUUCAUGCACAAGGCCAAAGUACAGUGUGGACAGACUAGACAAACCUGUUACACUGUGCUGCCUUCUCAGUUGGCCCUGCCUACAACAAUCUGGCAGGGAAGAGGAUGGCACACCUACGGUGGCAAGGUCCCCAUCACACUCUGCCUGGCCGAAAUGCAUGGUGAAAGGUCGAGAUUUUGGUACUCGACUAUUCAUAAUUGAUGAGAGGCGGUUCGGGUAUUUAGGGCAAACUUCCUGCCUGCUAAAGAGCUCACCGGUCAAUAACAAGAAGUCAACGACAGAGCGAUUCUCAACUUCAACGCGGACUGUCCCAGCCAACGAAGACUACAUACAGCUUAUCAAAGAGAUGAGGAGUCAAUUUGUGGGCCCUAUGCCCCCCAACACGUUUCUCAGAACUUUUAUGCCCAAGUCCGAAGGGAAUAGGCUAUCUAAGGGAUACCACGCCUUGUUCGCCGACCUCAAGAUCGAGAAGGGGUUUGAGAAGAACUUUAUACAGGCCGUCCGAGAGUCAGGGCUUUGCCCCGGUUUGCUCUUCGUCGACACAAACGACCAGAUAGAUGGGAACUUCCACCGAAAGCCAGACAUCUGUGUCUACAAGUCGGACCAUGAAUGGGCGAAGACCAACUUCCCGCUGAUGGAGUUUCAUAUUGAGCGCAAGCCCGACUCAUACGAUCCGUUUCACGAUCCACCGCAGGACAUGAAGAGAUCGCUUCGCGAAAAAUACCCUUUCGAACACAAUACUAUCAACGGCAAUCAUUCUCGUGAACAAAUUUCCUCAUAUACAGCUUCACAAUUCAGUGUCCAAUCUCGAGCAUUCACAUUUUCUCUCCUCUUCGUCGGCAAGUUUGUUCGAUUCAUUCGUUGGGACCGAGCGGGAGCCGUGGUUACCAGCCGUAUAGAUUGGAGGGAAAAACCUUGGUGCCUAGCGUCGUUCUUGUGGAGGUUCGGUCAUUCCUCUGAUAACGACCGAGGAUAUGAUACUUCGGUGUCAAUUCCGACCCAAGACGAGAUUCUGCGCACGAAAGCCGCCCUCAGGCAGCGAGCAAUAGAUGUUGCUGUGGCACAGGGCGGAAGUGAAAAGGAUAUAUUGACGUCCAUUUACUCGUCAGACGACACGUUUCGAAAAUUCCGUGUGGUCGAUGAUGGUCCGGACAGGCAAGAGCACUUUUUCGUCGCAUCUGUUCCACAGUGGUAUACGAGCAGUCCCACAGGAAGAGGAACGAAAGGGUACGAGGCACUGGAUGUUGCUACGGGGAAAAUGGUUUAUCUGAAGGAUACUUGGCGCUAUGUCGCGCUGGGAUUCGAAAAGGAGGGAGACACUUACCGAUUGCUCGAAGAGAAGAAAGUGCAAAGGAUUCCUCACCGAGUUUGCUCUGGUGAUAUCGAGGGGCAGGAGACACGCACUCACGAGUUUAUCAAGCAAAAAUGGUGCUGUCGUGUAGCUAUACAGCGCCACCAUCACUAUCGACUAGUCCUCGGAGAUUUGGGACGCCCGUUGAGUCAGUAUACCUCUACAAAGGAGCUUUCCCAAGUGAUGCUGGACACGAUUGAAGCCCAUCAGCAAGCAUUCAAUGCCGGGGUGCUGCAUCAGGAUAUCAGCGGUGGCAACAUCCUGAUAACAGACAAUGGCCGUGGCCUCCUCAUUGACUGGGAUCUGUCUCGAAGAACGGAGCUGGCUGUGCCCGCAGCCAGGUUGAAAUCGAGGACGGGUACAUGGCAAUUCAUGGCAUGCGCUCGUCUUCUUAAUCCUGGAAACAAGACGCAUGAAUUUUGGCAUGACCUUGAGUCGUUCUUCCAUGUUUUCCUAUAUCACGCGAUCCUCUAUCAGGCCAGCAGGAUUCCCACAACAGACGAUAGUUCACGGAUUUUCGAACAAAUUGAGGAAUUUUUCGAUUCAUCAAGCAUUCGUCUUGAUGUGCCAGACACUGGGGGUAAAUUCAAACUGUCAUUCUUCCAGCUCACUCCUACGCAUUUUGUUGAGCCCGACCUCUCAAAAUUCCUCAACGAAAUGCUACUCCGCAUCAUCUUCGAUCUCCGGGACCUGUUUGUCCCUCUCUAUAUUGCUCGUGGAACUCGAUCAAAACAUUCUACAGCGAACUCGUUACCUUCCCUUCAAGCAGCACAGGAUGAACUCAAAUCGUGUAGCUCACUAACCGAGAUAUUUAGGACUACGCUUCAACUUCAAGGCUGGACUGAAGAUAGAAGCGACGGUCUUUUCGGAAAACCGCCAAUCAACAGGAACAUCAAACGGUCCGCCAAACGAAAAGGCAAGGAUUCCGAAUUGGACAACAAGCCCAAGCAGAAGAAGAAGAAAUCCCGGGUAUCUCAGAAUGUGUCCGAGAUUGUCGUAUCUUCUCUUGUCCUUGGAUCCUCGAGCAUCGACGAAGAAUCAGAUAUUUCUGAUUCAUGA
Heterobasidion irregulare TC 32-1 is the source of this 3348-nucleotide messenger RNA. RefSeq lists its product as uncharacterized. Bases 1 to 3348 code for a protein of 1115 amino acids. Gene Ontology annotation, molecular function: ATP binding; protein kinase activity. The transcript is spliced from 13 exons. NCBI's taxonomy places the organism in Eukaryota, Fungi, Basidiomycota, Agaricomycetes, Russulales, Bondarzewiaceae. Gene Ontology annotation, biological process: protein phosphorylation. The record is from RefSeq and is a predicted model, not a curated record.